This is a messenger RNA of Penicillium argentinense, 1317 nucleotides long. Its product is annotated as retrograde cargo receptor ERV46. Gene Ontology annotation, cellular component: Golgi membrane; endoplasmic reticulum membrane; COPII-coated ER to Golgi transport vesicle. The record is from RefSeq and is a predicted model, not a curated record. The transcript is spliced from 3 exons. Lineage: Eukaryota; Fungi; Ascomycota; Eurotiomycetes; Eurotiales; Aspergillaceae. Gene Ontology annotation, biological process: endoplasmic reticulum to Golgi vesicle-mediated transport; retrograde vesicle-mediated transport, Golgi to endoplasmic reticulum. The coding region runs from base 1 to 1317 and encodes 438 amino acids.
AUGCCCGCAACGUCGCGAUUCACUAGGCUCGAUGCCUUUGCCAAGACCGUCGAAGAUGCGCGCAUUCGCACCAACUCUGGUGGUGUCAUCACCAUCGCGUCGCUAUUGAUAGUUUUGUGGCUAGUGUGGGGAGAAUGGGCCGACUAUCGCCGGGUUGUAGUGCAGCCAGAGCUCAUCGUCGAUAAGUCGCGAGGUGAGAGGAUGGAGAUUCACUUGAAUAUGACAUUUCCUCGGUUACCCUGCGAACUCUUGACUCUGGAUGUCAUGGAUGUCUCAGGCGAACUCCAAACAGGUGUUGCACACGGUGUGAACAAGGUCCGGCUUUCUCCGCCCUCCGAAGGCGGACGUGUCAUUGAUGUCCAAUCGUUGGAUCUGCACUCGCCUUCAGAUGCCGCUGCGCACCUUGCCCCAGACUACUGCGGUGAGUGCUACGGAGCCACCCCUCCGGAAAACGCGAUCAAGCCUGGCUGCUGUAGCACUUGCGAUGAAGUCCGCGAGGCGUACGCGCAGAAGACAUGGGCCUUCGGAAUUGGUGAGAAUAUUGAGCAAUGUGAGCGCGAGGGCUAUAGUGAGAAGCUCAAGGCCAUGCAUCGCGAGGGCUGCCGUGUGGAAGGCGUGCUCCGAGUGAACAAGGUGGUUGGCAACUUUCACAUUGCUCCUGGCCGUAGCUUCACAAACAUGAACAUGCAUGCCCACGAUCUGAAGAACUACGAUGUGCCCGGCACCCCACCCGACGAGCAGCACACUAUGACCCACGAGAUCCAUGAGCUUCGAUUCGGACCCCAGCUUCCUCCCGAGCUCGCCGGUCGUUGGCAAUGGUCGGAUCACCACCAUACGAACCCGCUUGACGACACGAAGCAGGCGACCAAUGAGCCUGCGUACAACUUCAUGUAUUUCAUCAAGGUUGUGUCAACCUCUUAUCUCCCUCUGGGCUGGGAUCCUCUCUUUUCGUCAGCCAUUCACAGCGCCUACGACAAGGCACCUCUGGGCACCCAUGGCCUGGGAUAUGGUGCUCAGGGCAGCAUCGAAGCCCACCAGUAUUCAGUUACUUCCCACAAGCGUUCCCUCAUGGGUGGCGACGAUGCUGCCGAGGGCCACAAGGAGCGUAUGCAUGCCGCGGGCGGUAUUCCUGGUGUUUUCUUUAAUUAUGACAUCUCUCCCAUGAAGGUGAUCAACCGUGAAACUCGCCCGAAGACAUUCACCGGUUUCCUGACCGGUGUCUGUGCCAUCAUCGGCGGUACCCUGACUGUUGCCGCGGCACUGGACCGGGGUUUCUAUGAAGGAAGCAUGCGCAUCAAAAAACUGCACUCGAAUUAA